Ornithodoros turicata is the source of this 930-nucleotide messenger RNA. RefSeq lists its product as uncharacterized. Gene Ontology annotation, molecular function: zinc ion binding. NCBI's taxonomy places the organism in Eukaryota, Metazoa, Arthropoda, Arachnida, Ixodida, Argasidae. The transcript has 4 exons. The coding region runs from base 1 to 930 and encodes 309 amino acids. The record is from RefSeq and is a predicted model, not a curated record.
AUGUCGGAAUUCCUCGAAAGUUUCGGGAGCACGGCCGGAUACAUUCGUUACUCACAACGGCCAGCACUAUACACCCAUUCUGACCACAUCACUAGCUGGAGCGACGACAUCAAGCUAUGGCCAAAUGUUACCUCCGGAGACAUCGUCUAUUACCUCAUCAACUCCAAGGUGUGUGACCUGCAGGAAGUGAAGGCAUACAAGAGCCUCGAAUCCUACAGAUAUUUGCAAAGUGGAUGGGUUGGCAAGUUACUGGCGCACAAAAUUGAUGAGGACACCGCUUACGUGAAGGGCGAAGUGAGGCCAUCGCAAGCAGUGAAAAAUAAGCCUCAAAGAGCAUGGAGCCGUGCAAGGUACAGUGGUGUGGUCCUGACAGGUGGAUGCACAUGCAUGGCUGGCCAAGCUAAAGUGUGCAGCCACGUUGGAGCUCUGUUAUGGAAAAUAGAUCUUGCGGUCUGCAAGGGACUAACAGGCAUCACAUGCACGGACAGAGCAGUCGAGUGGAAUCGGGGUACAAAACGAAAUGUGGAGCCAGCUGUGCUGCAAGACAUCACAUUCAAAAUGCAGAGGAGGACAGUUGAUGCUGAUUCAGCACAUGACAAAGGAAGGACAGACCUAAAUAGCCCAAUUGGCGGUGAAGACUACCCCUGGCUGUCAGCCUCUCCAGAUGGCUUGAUUGACACUGAAGCUGCCAUCCUUGAGAUAAAGUGCCCGCAUGUUGGCAAUUGCGAGACACUAGUGAACAAGGGGAGUGCCAGUGGUGAGGUGACCGAUAUACUGAUCAAAGUGCCACUUGACGCACGCUUCUUGCCACAGAACCUUGUGCGUCUCAGGAAGUUUCACUUUUGUUCGCUGCUGCCCAUCAUUGAACAGCAGUACAGAAACACGCAGUGGAACUUCAGUGCCAUGUACAAACACAUUUUGAAGCUUUGA